AUAAAAGUAAACGGCCGUGGCGCAAGAAAAGUCCCGACCAUCCCAACUCCCCUCCUCCUUCGUUCAAUUCAACCAAAUCAAAUAAUAAAUAAACAAACAAGAAGAGGCAGAAUAAGAAACGAUCGUCUGAUCUGACUCUUCGUUGUUUCUUCUUCCUUCUUCUCUGGCUACAACCGCCGAUAGAAGUUGCAGAGAGAGUGUUAGUGAGAGGGGGAGAGAGAGAGAGAGAGAUAGAUUGAGAGGAAUUGAGGCGGAAGGAAUCCCUAGAGAGCUCGCUGGGGUUUCAGUCCUGAGCCUCCAAUGAUGGAGGAAUUGCUUCAGAUAUCCCCCAAUCACGAUCCCCAUGGCGGUGGCGGUGGCGGUGGCGGUGGUGGGGGCCAGGCCGGCAAGGAGCAACAAGCUGCCGGCGUCGGAAUCCUCCUUCAGAUCAUGAUGCUCGUCCUCUCCUUCGUCCUCGGCCACGUCCUCCGCCGCCACAAGUUCUACUACCUCCCCGAGGCCAGCGCUUCCCUCUUGAUCGGUUUGAUUGUGGGUGGACUUGCUAAUAUCUCCAACACUGAGACCAGCAUCAGGGCGUGGUUCAACUUUCAUGAGGAGUUUUUCUUUCUUUUCUUGCUGCCCCCUAUCAUAUUCCAGUCGGGAUUCAGUUUGGCUCCUAAACCUUUCUUCUCAAAUUUUGGAGCUAUAGUGACAUUUGCCAUCGGUGGAACAUUUAUAGCUGCUGUGGUUACUGGCAUUUUAGUAUAUCUCGGUGGUCUGAUGUUCCUUAUGUACAAAUUACCAUUCGUUGAAUGUUUGAUGUUUGGUGCUCUUAUAUCGGCAACGGAUCCUGUCACUGUACUCUCUAUAUUUCAGGAGCUUGGAACAGAUGUGAAUCUUUAUGCUUUGGUCUUUGGAGAAUCAGUGUUGAAUGAUGCUAUGGCAAUAUCAUUGUACAGGACAAUGUCUCUGGUAAGAAGUAAUGCAUCUUCUGAACAAAAUUUCCUGAUGGUGGUCGUGCGGUUUCUCGAGACUUUUGUUGGCUCGAUGUCUGCUGGCGUUGGAGUGGGGUUCAUCUCAGCCCUGCUUUUCAAGUAUGCAGGCUUGGAUAUUGACAAUCUUCAGAAUCUGGAGUGCUGCCUUUUUGUGUUGUUCCCUUACUUCUCGUAUAUGCUGGCUGAAGGUCUUGGCCUCUCUGGAAUUGUGUCAAUACUGUUCACAGGAAUAGUCAUGAAACAUUACACAUAUUCGAAUUUGUCACAAAAUUCUCAGCAAUUUGUGUCGGCUUUUUUCCAUCUGAUAUCAUCAUUAGCGGAGACCUUCGUAUUUAUAUACAUGGGAUUUGACAUUGCCAUGGAACAACACAGUUGGUCUCAUGUUGGGUUUAUCUUUUUCUCAAUUUUGUUCAUCAUAGUAGCUAGGGCUGCAAAUGUCUUUUCUUGUGCAUAUCUGGUGAAUUUGGUUAGGCCUGCACAUCGUAAAAUACCUCCGAAGCAUCAGAAAGCACUCUGGUACAGUGGACUUAGAGGUGCUAUGGCUUUUGCUCUGGCUCUGCAAUCAGUUCACGAUCUCCCUGAGGGGCAUGGCCAGACUAUUUUUACGGCUACCACAGCUAUAGUUGUCCUGACGGUGUUACUGAUUGGAGGUUCAACUGGUACUAUGCUAGAAGCUUUAGAAGUUGUUGGUGAUUCCCAUGAUGGCUGUUUGGGUGAAACUUACUCUUUGGGUGAGAACUUUGAAAGGAACCAUACCUACAUCGCCCCUUCAUAUGAUGAGGAGGAGUCGUCUUCUGGAAAUAGAUUCAAGAUGAAGCUGAAAGAAUUCCAUAGGAAUGCGGCAUCGUUCACGGCAUUGGAUAGGAACUACCUCACUCCAUUUUUUACCAGUCAUAAUGGAGAUAUGGAUGAUGAUGAUUUUGAUGAUCAAACUCCACCUAGCUCGAGAAGUGGUUUCCGUGGCCACGGCUGAUUUUGGAGCCAGGAAUUUGAUACAAGAAGCAUAAUGAACACUAAGGUGAUCAAAAGUCUGUAAAUACUAGAGGCAUUAUUGCGUCCUCCGGCUUAUGAUGGCGAGGAUGAAUGACAGCUAGCCCCAACUCCAAGUGCCCACAUUUCAGAAUUUAGUGACCAAUUUAAGUCCUUGUAGCAGUAUACAACAUUUACAUCACAAUGUUAAGCCUUCUAUAAUUUGAUUUGGACUUGCAUUCCACUGUUCUGAUCUCUUAAAUCUAUGCUUAUUCACCUUUCUAA
This is a messenger RNA of Punica granatum (pomegranate), 2228 nucleotides long. Lineage: Eukaryota; Viridiplantae; Streptophyta; Magnoliopsida; Myrtales; Lythraceae. The record is from RefSeq and is a predicted model, not a curated record.